This is a messenger RNA of Larimichthys crocea (large yellow croaker), 5664 nucleotides long. RefSeq names its product probable ATP-dependent RNA helicase ddx6. Gene Ontology annotation, molecular function: nucleic acid binding; ATP binding; RNA helicase activity. Lineage: Eukaryota; Metazoa; Chordata; Actinopteri; Sciaenidae. The record is from RefSeq and is a predicted model, not a curated record. The transcript has 13 exons. The coding region runs from base 1150 to 2622 and encodes 490 amino acids.
UAAUAAACAGCAGAGCGAGAGAGAGACGAAGAAGAAGAGGAAGGAGAAGAAGAAGAGGGCGACCAUGUUGAUUUAAAGGAAGAAGAAACACAAUAGAGGCGAAUUAUUCCAAGAGAAAUUCAGUUUAUUAACGCGAACUGUGGAAGAAAGCAGUGGAUCAACCGCACGCUGAGUUAUCCCUUGUUUAAAAAAACAAAAACAAAAACAAAACAACAAAGAAACUAAAGGUGACAAGUUUGAGUUGUUGGCCGACUUCGAGGAGGCAGCGGGUUGAUCACGGCCACACUCACACACUUCACACACCGACCUGAAGACCUGCGGUGUCCAGGGGAGAGAGGGUCGAACACCUGGAGGAGGAAGAGGAGGCGCGGGAGGAACGGAAAUAAAAAAAAACACACACACACUGAGGACUCAAAAGGGGUGGAAAGCUUUUUUGGCUUCGGACUAGACAACCCCUUGUAUGAUUUGCGAUUUCAGGAUCCGGUUUUUCUCAGACGUGGAGCGACACAUAUCCACACAGUGGAAAUAAAACGGAGAGCAUUAUAGACUAUAUGAUUUCGGGGACAAACUUGUACAAAGUUGGACAUCCUUUUUUUCAAGGACAGGGACAUUGAGCAAACUCGUAUGGACUCAAAAGUGGAAACAGGAAAUAUUGUUCCAUUUAGAAACAGAAGUUUAAGUGUUGAACUAAGAGUAUAUUGAAGCUGAAGCUGUCCCCCAAGUUCAGAUUGCCUUAGUUGUUCUAUUUCAGGACUUGAACCGCUUUGAUACUUGUUCACGUAUAAUUUUUCUAUAUUGUGGGCAAGUAUAUUCAUGCAUAUGAAUGCAAAUUUCUCUUCGUUUUGAAGAGCUCUUGUGUAAAAAAAGAAAAAAAAACGUGUUUUUGUUUUUUGUUGUUGUUGUCGUACGUCAGUCACUCUGUUGCUGAAGGGGACCGAACUGCACGUACAUGUGUAUAUGUAAAUACGACGAAUUGACUUCAGUUGUGGCAAAGCUUUGGACUUAAAAAAAAAAAGAAAAAAGAAGAAUAGAGAAUAUUGUUUGUUAAUGCUUUAUUAAAAACUUUUUUUACUUUUGAAGAGAAUUUUUAAAAAGACAAACCUAAGAGGCAAAAAUCUAAUACUUUGAAGAAAAACAAAAAGGAAAACUAUGGCAACCGCCAGAACAGAAACCGUCGGCCCGGUCGUCAUGGGACUGAACAAGCAGAACGGGCAGCUCAGAGGAGGACCGACCAAACCAGCUUCAGUCCAGCCAGCACCCACAACUCAAGGAAAGUCUUUGGGUGCACCCCAGAUAGCAGGCGGCGCCGCUCAGGACGGAGGAGGCAUCAAGUUCGGAGAUGACUGGAAAAAGAGCCUAAAGCUCCCUCCCAAAGACAACAGGGUCAAAACCUCAGAUGUGACGUCCACUAAGGGGAAUGAAUUUGAAGAUUACUGUCUCAAAAGAGAACUCCUGAUGGGCAUCUUUGAGAUGGGUUGGGAGAAACCUUCCCCUAUCCAGGAGGAGAGCAUUCCCAUCGCCCUGUCUGGACGGGAUAUUCUGGCUCGGGCUAAGAACGGAACAGGAAAAAGUGGAGCUUAUCUCAUCCCGCUGCUGGAGAGGAUAGACCUGAAAAAGGACCACAUACAGGCACUUGUCAUGGUGCCCACUCGUGAGCUGGCACUACAGGUGAGCCAGAUCUCCAUCCAGAUCAGCAAACACCUCGGAGGAGUCAAAGUCAUGGCCACCACGGGGGGCACCAACCUGCGAGAUGACAUCAUGCGCCUGGAUGAGACCGUGCACGUGGUCAUCGCUACACCUGGUAGGAUCCUGGACUUGAUAAAGAAGGGCGUGGCAAAGGUGGACAGAGUCCAGAUGAUGGUGAUGGAUGAGGCGGAUAAGCUGCUGUCUCAGGACUUUGUGGUGCUCAUCGAGGAUAUCAUCAGCUUCCUGGCCAAGAACAGGCAGAUCCUGCUCUACUCUGCAACCUUCCCCAUCAGCGUGCAGAAGUUCAUGGCCAAGCACCUUCAGAAACCCUACGAGAUAAACCUGAUGGAGGAACUGACUCUGAAGGGCAUUACUCAGUACUACGCCUACGUCACAGAGAGGCAAAAAGUCCACUGCCUCAACACACUGUUCUCCAGGCUUCAGAUCAACCAGUCAAUUAUCUUCUGUAACUCCACCCAGAGGGUGGAGCUCUUGGCCAAGAAGAUCACUCAGCUGGGCUACUCCUGCUUCUACAUCCAUGCCAAGAUGAUGCAGGAAUACAGAAAUCGUGUUUUCCACGACUUCAGAAACGGACUGUGCAGAAACCUCGUCUGCACUGAUCUCUUCACCAGAGGUAUCGACAUCCAGGCUGUCAAUGUCGUCAUCAAUUUCGACUUCCCCAAGAAUGCUGAGACUUACCUCCAUCGUAUCGGAAGAUCAGGGAGGUUCGGUCACCUGGGCCUGGCCAUCAACCUGAUCACGUCAGAGGACCGGUUCAACCUGAAGGCCAUCGAAGACCAGCUGGUGACCGACAUCAAGCCCAUUCCAGGCAGCAUCGACAAGAGCCUCUACGUGGCCGAGUUCCACUCGUCCGGCGCCGACUGUGACGUGGAGGAGGUCGAGGAGAAACCAGGACACCAACAUGACAGCACCUAAAAUAGGACAGUCGGACACACCGGGCUUUUGCACAGACAUCAGCGCUUGCACACAGGCUUCAGUUUCACGUUUCUCACUUUGUUUUCAGAGCCUGUCGAACGGAUGUAAAGGCUGUUUUGUUUUUUUGUUUGUUUGUUUUGUUUUAGCUUUUCCUCAGAGAGAGCUGCCUCAUAAUUUUUUUUUUUUAUUUUAACUAACCGAGAAAGUUAAACUGUUUUUGUUUUGCAGCAAACUCACCGUACAUCCUGCGCGUGAGCGCGUUUAUUUUUCAUUUCUCCCCCUGAAAUCAGACGGCAAUGCAAACUGAGCGCUGAAGCUGUUUCCAACCUCGUCGUCCUCGGAGGCGGUUUUCAUUUCCAGCAGCAGUCGGGCCUCUCUUUUUAACGUUACAAUGGUGCACUCACACCAGCCAUCGUUCUGUCCACUUACACUGUUGUUGUCACUUAAGUGCCUUACUCACACCACCACCCCCCCCACCCCCACACCAUGUGCACUCAUCCAUUCAUAAGCCUGCUGUCCCCCGUCGUGCAGCAGAGUACGAGCACAAAUAAAUAUGAAUUUAAUAGUGACCCCGGGUUUAUUUAAAACAUCCAUUAUGCAAGGGAAAAAGACAACACACACACUUCUUCUUCUUCUUCUGCUGCGAGGUGUCGAACACAUCUCAAACUGUUUUAAAAAAAAACAAAAACAUCCUGAAUGUGAACGUUUAUUUUUAAUGUGAACGUUGCAAUAAAAAAAAAAAAGGGCAGCUUUAUUUAAAUACUGCGCGACUGUUUUUCCCUUUUCACUCGAUGACGGCUAAACACACAACGCACCCUCCCUCCCCUCCCUCUCAUGAACUGAUCCACGCCUGCAAACACACAAACAAAACGGGGAAAUGAAGAGCAGCCUCACGGCUGUCUGCUGGCAACUUCUCCCGACCGUCUCUUGUACAUUUAAAAACAUCAUUUCCGGGGCUGGUGACUACUGUAAACCGCUUAAUCGGCCGCUGCAGCUGGUUCAUGAAACGCCGAUCUCCUCUUCCUGCGAGCAGGAACCGAUGCAUCAGAGACCGGGUCGGAACAGCUUCGACGGCCUCGUUUGUCGUUGCUUCAGCUAAUUAAGUAUCGAAGCUUUGUUGCAAAACAAUAGUUUAAUUUUCUUUCUUUUUUCCCCCCUGCACUGGUUCACAUUCUGUCAUUAGAGGAACAAAUCUUUUUUGUUUUUAAAGCCCCAUCAUGUCACAAAAAGUCAAAGUUGGUGAAUGUAUUCGUUGCCAAUGUGUACUCUCUAUUAAUGCCCAGUGGUUGAAUGCCAAGCUCUUAAGUUAUCGCUGCUGCUGCUGCUGUCGUCGGAUUAGAAACUCCUCUCUGGGCUUUUCAUGGACCACGGGGUGAUGAAACCUGCUCGGUCUGUAAAGGACCACCUUCAGUUAGAAACCGUUUUCUUCUUUCAGCAGCAGCAGCGACACUUUUCUUUCUUUUUUGUUUUGUUUCCCCCCUGAGCACGGCUCUGUUUUCUAAUCAUACAAAUGUGAGGAUUUUUUUGUGAGGGGGUGGGCUGUGUUUUUCUUUUUGUUUUGUUGUUUUUAAAGCAAAAUUGUAGCAUCUUUGAACAGGCAGCUGUGACUUCUUUUUGUUUUUUUUUUGUCCUCCCCUUACAGAGCGUCAGUAAUGCUUAAAAAAAAGACAUAAAAAAGAAAGUAUUUUUGCUUUUUAAGGUUUGUUUUUGAUGUUUUUGCUUAAAGCAGUUUGGAGGAGAGAAAAAAAAAUGGGGGAGGGCGCUGUGAGGCUUUAGCACUGGGUAACUUCUGGGGGUUUAUUAUUUUUCCGGGUGGGUUCACGAAGACUUCAACGUCUUGAAUCUUUCCUUCUCUCUCUGGUACUUAAAGCAAAGAUGCAAGCUUUGAUUUUUAAAGUUUCCCCUCAAAAAAAACACACCGAUUUUCUUUAGUUUUCUUUGUGUUUUAAGUGCCAGAGAGAGCGUUAAGUUAUACAGGAGAGAGUUUUCUGGAGAUGCGUCGAAGCACUGUGAUCUUCUCGAACCGCUUUCCAUGUUUUGUGUGACGGACGAUCAAAGUGCUACGAUUUGUUUUGCAGCAACUCGAUCCAGUUUUUUCCUUUUUCUUUUUUUCCACUAGGGCAAUCUUUAAUACGAGGUGUUAUGAAUCAUUUUGAGGAAACAAAAAAAAAAUUGUAAAUGAUUCAUUGUUUACACUAGUCGUUUACAAUUAUACAACAAGUUAAAAAAAAAAAGAAAAUACUUUGCUUCAUGGGCGGAGGAGGAGGAGGAGGAGGUCGGAUUAUUUUUGUUUCCUUUUUUUUCCUUGAAAUAGAUUUUCAGGAUUUACAUUGAAGCAAAACCAAAAAAGGAGAAUGUCGUGCGAGUGUGUGAAUGAAAGAGAGAGUGAGUGUGUCGGUCGGUGUGAGUGAUCAGGUGUAUGUAUGAAUGUUUGAACAAGGUGUGUGUGUGAGAGAGUGACGUAUGUCUGAAGCUGUGACAGGCUGCGUUUUUUUGUUAAAGAGUCGUCACGUUUACACACAGCUCGUCUUCUGGGGGGGAAAUUAGACACCAGAGCCAACGCGGGUACUCGUUAGCAUCCCGUUAACGAGCUGCAUGUAAGCGUGCAUCUUAUUUUUUUUUUCUUUUCUUUGUGUUUUCAUGUGCAGACGUGUUUUUGUUGGCGGUGUACGAUGUCUUAAAUAUCAGUAUGGAUGUUUACAGUUGUCAGGGAUGUGACUUUUUUUUUUGUUGUUCUUAGUUUUUUUCCAUCUCCCGCUUCCUCCAGAAGUUUGUGGACAUGAAUUUAAUUUCUAUUGACACAUUUUCUGUUUUGUUUGUUUUUGUUUUAUGUACCUGAUCACAUCCCUGACCUUCAUUCCAUGAUCUCCUUUGUGACCCGGCAGAGAUUUAAACGCACAUUUAAAGCAGAACCUCUCCUCAGUGUUCGUAUUAAAACAUCUCUCUUCAUUAACUAAAUAUCCGACAACAUCUCAGACUGGAAUUGUCUUCGAAUGCUCAGCCGUUUAAAGAAAAACUCCCCUUUUUGUUACAACUUUUGUA